Messenger RNA from Colletotrichum spaethianum, 447 nucleotides. RefSeq lists its product as uncharacterized. Lineage: Eukaryota; Fungi; Ascomycota; Sordariomycetes; Glomerellales; Glomerellaceae. Bases 1 to 447 code for a protein of 148 amino acids. The record is from RefSeq and is a predicted model, not a curated record. The transcript has a single exon.
AUGCUGACUCCUAGCUUGCGGAGUGUUGAAGCUGGUUACUAUGCCUCGGGAUCACCGGAAGAGAUUGCCAUAUUUGGCAACGGCGUUCAAGUAGGAAUGCGUAGCACCGUCGUUCUUGGUGGGGAAGAUUGCGUCACUACUCCUAAGUUAGUGGCUAGUUACGUGUAUUCCGGAGGUGUCGAGUGGUCACUGGAUGACCUUGAAUCUUGGAAGCGAUAUCAAUGGACUGGAAAAGAGGAGUUGGAGUUGAUGUUUAUUGACGGGAAGGACCACGGGCAGGGCAUCAUGGUUCCUUAUCCGUACAAGCCAAUCCAGAACGUCAUCGAGACGUACUGUCGACGAGACGAUGGGUUCGAGGCUUUCGGAGACAAAUUUAUUGGCGGACCUGAAAGCAUGUAUGGUAUGCGAGAACAGACGCCAGAGGUUGUAGAGUUGAAGAGCAUGUAA